GUUCCGCCAGGCAGCGGCGGUAUUUGUAAACAAACAUCCGCCAUUUCGCUGGGCGCUGGAGGAGUUCGGUAAAAACACAAAGUCUAGUUUCUUAAAGGUUCGGUUCUGAAAUGGAGGUACCGGGAGCUGAUAGCGACUGGCGGAGUCCGCAGUUCCGACAGAAGGUCGUCGCACAGAUUGAAGAAGCCAUGAGGAAGGCUGGGACCCCGCACACGAAAUCCAGUACAGAGAUGGAGAACCACGUCUACAUGAAAGCCAAGUCCAGAGAGGAAUAUUUAUCUCUGGUGGCAAGACUCAUCAUCCACUUUAGAGACAUCCACAAGAAGCCGCUCAGUGGUCCAGAUCCAAUGAAUGCCCUGACUAACCUGACUGGGGUCGGGGGGGGCCCAGGCGCCAUCGGCAUGGGGCCUCGCCCCACCGGUGCUCCUGUGGGAGGUAUGGGGGCCAUGGGUCCAAUGCAGAUAGGCCAGCAUGCCAUGGCUGGGGUAUCUGGAAACCCGCAAGCCAUCGGGGGUCAGAUGCCCAUGCAGCAAAUGGUCCCGCAGCAGUCCAUCCAGUUCCAGCAUUUCCAGCAGCAGCAACAGCAGCAGCAAUUCCAACAACAGAUGAGAGCACAACAACAACAGCAGCAGAUGCAGCAGCAUCACCCCAACCAGCAGCUGCAGAACCAGCAACUGCAGAACCAACAGCUGCAGAACCAGCAGCUGCAGAACCAACAACUGCAGAACCAGCAGCAACAGAACCAGAUGCAUCAGUCCAGGCUGCAACAGCAGCAGAUGGUCCAGCUCCAGCUGCAGCAGCAGCAGCAGCAACAGCAGCAGCAGCAGCAACAGUCUCUCCAGCACCUGGUCCAGCAGCAACAGUCUGGUCAGAUGCCUCCUCACUCUCAGCAGCAGCAGCAGCAAAUGACGGCUGCGCCUCAUGUUCCCAUACUUUCCCUCAGUCAGCAGCAACAGCAGCAGCACCUCAACCUGCAGGCUCAGGCCCGGGCAGCGCUACAGCAGCAGCAGCAACAGCAGGCUGCCCAGCUCAGUGCAGCUGCAGGUCCUGGACAGAUGGUGCGCCAUGUGCAUGUUUCUGCCCGGAUGCCCCGCCCCACCAUGCCGAACACUGGCGCCACGUCCGCACCGGGGGCUCCAGCCAUCCCCCAGCAGGUGCAACAGCAGCACCAAAUGAUGUCAUCGCCCUCGCCGGUGCAGACCACGCCCUCGAUGCCGCCACCCCCCCAACCGUCUCCGCAGCCUCCAGGCUCGCAGCCUAACUCAGUCAGCUCUGGCCCCGCCCCCUCGCCAGGAGGCUUCCAGCCGAGCCCGUCCCCUCAGCCCGCACAGAGCCCCAUCACCGCCCGGACCCCGCAGAACUAUGGCGUGCCCUCCCCAGGCCCGCUCAACACACCCGGAAAUCCCGGAUCAGUGCUGAGCCCCUCGGGCUCGUCCCUGGAGGACCAACAAUACAUGGAGAAACUCAAACAGCUUUCCAAGUACAUCGAGCCUCUGAGCCGCAUGAUCAACAAGAUCGACAAGAACGAAGAUAGGAAGAAAGAUCUGAGCAAGAUGAAGAGCCUUCUAAACAUUCUGACAGAUCCAAAUAUCAGGUGUCCUCUGAAGACUCUGCAGAAGUGUGAGAUUGCUCUGGAGAAGUUGAAAAACGACAUGGCAGUGCCCACCCCUCCUCCCCUGCCGGUACCCAAGCAGCAGUACCUCUGUCAGCCGCUGUUGGACGCCGUCAUGGCCAACAUCCGCUCUCCGGUCUUCAACCACUCACUCUUCAGGACCUUCUCGCCUGCCAUGAGCGCCAUUCACGGGCCGCCAAUCACCGGUCCCAGUGUCACAGGCCGAAAGAGGAAACUGGAGGAAGACGAGCGUCAGACGAUUCCUAACGUGCUGCAGGGGGAAGUGGCGCGUCUGGACGUCAAGUUCCUGGUCAACCUGGACCCGUCGCACUGCAGCAACACUGGAGCAGUGCAUCUGCUGUGCAAGUUAGAUGACCGGGAUCUGCCCAGCGUCCCUCCACUGCAGCUCAGCAUCCCGGCUGACUACCCAGACCAGAGUCCCCACUGGAACCACGAGACGGAUGACUACAGUGCAAACGGUUUCCUGCAGACAGUUCAUGACAACAUGGCGUCCAAACUGCUGCAGCUGCCCAACAAGCACUCGCUGACUGAGGUCCUGAACACCUGGGUCCGCAGCGUGAGACAGGCAUGUCUGUCGGCUGCCUGAGGCUACGCCCCACUCCCCGUUUGUACGUUUGAUGUAUUGUCAGUUAAAUAAAAGACUUGAAGUAAAAAAAAAAA
This is a messenger RNA of Synchiropus splendidus (mandarinfish), 2293 nucleotides long. It is a transcript of the gene med15, whose product is annotated as mediator complex subunit 15. The transcript is spliced from 18 exons. Gene Ontology annotation, biological process: regulation of DNA-templated transcription. The record is from RefSeq and is a predicted model, not a curated record. Bases 111 to 2219 code for a protein of 702 amino acids. Gene Ontology annotation, molecular function: transcription coregulator activity. Lineage: Eukaryota; Metazoa; Chordata; Actinopteri; Syngnathiformes; Callionymidae.